AUGACGUGGAAUGACUUCAUAAAACGUUGGGAGAAAAGUCCAGAAGAGACUUAUAUUCACACACCGGAUAUUCCAGUCAAAGAGGUCACCACCCUCGAAAUCCAAACGGAAACAGGGGCUUCACCCUCACCGAACCCUAGUGAGGCUGAGUCAGACAUAGUUGUGGAAACCAUAAGAGGGAUGGUGAAACACCACCAUGGUUACUAUACGGACAUUCGUCGGAGCUUACUAGCCACGCAGAACUGCAUCAAAGACUUUCAAGGGAUCUCCAAGACCCGGAUGAAGAGAUUACUGCACCGGGAACAGACUCAGCAUGAAAAAACAUUGGGAAAAUUCACAGAACAUCAGUUAAAGAAAAUUAACCACAUCAUAAUCUCUGGGAACAAAGUUUAA
Molecule: messenger RNA, 393 nt
Organism: Macrosiphum euphorbiae (potato aphid)
Lineage: Eukaryota; Metazoa; Arthropoda; Insecta; Hemiptera; Aphididae
Source: the annotation of a GenBank genome assembly